CAAGUAACUCAUUCUAUCAUUGAACAUUAGCAAUGAAAUACAGCUUCAGUUUCUCUCUUUAUUCCUCUUACUCUAUUUUCCUCCAUUACUAGUUCCACCAUUACAGUGUAAUAGCUAAAGUUUAACAUGGUAUCAAAGCCAUAGGUGUGAUUCUGCGGGUUUUCGUGUUGCAAAUAAGUUCAAAAUCGAACAAUUUCCUUCUGUAUUUGUUCGCGCAGCUGCGAUUUGAAGCACAAAUUGAGAAGAAAUAAUGGUGGACUCACAGACGCAAGUACCACGAACUGUUGAUACCUUGAGCUACAAUCACCCUCUGUAUCUCGGAGCUGCUGACACUCCCGGGGCAGUGCAGGUAGGGACGCAGCUUACGGGCAUGGAGAACUAUGCUCUCUGGAGUCGUCCAAUGAAAUUAGGGCUCCUUGUGAAGAAUAAACAGGGUUUCAUUGAUGGAACAAUGAAACGAGAUGAUUAUACAAGGAAAAUGGCCAAGAAAUGGGAUCGUUGCAAUGCUAUGGUGAUUUCGUGGUUAACCAGUAAUGUGAGUAAGCAUCUCCUUAGUGGAAUUUUGUUUUGCUCAAAUGCAUUUCAAGUUUGGACUGAUUUGAAGGAAAGGUUCGAUAAGGUGGAUCUCGCUAGGAUAUAUCACUUGCAUCGUGAAAUUUGUACUUUAACGCAAGGUGUUUCUACUAUAUCUACAUAUUUCUCAAAACUCAAAGAUCUUUGGGAUGAAUUUGAUUCGAUUGUAUCACCUCCUUCGUGCAAUUGUGAAAAGUCGAGGGACUACACAAGUCACUUGUUGAACCAGCGAUUGUUACAAUUCGUGUUAGGGCUUAAUGAAGGAUAUAGUCAGGCUUGGAGCCAAAUUCUUAUGAUGACUCCUACUCCUACUGUUAAUCAAGCAUACACGAUGUUGAUUCAAGAUGAAAGCCAACAGGCCACAACUGCAGGCAGUUACGUAGGAGGGGAAUGUGUUGAACCGACUGCUUUAUUCUCUGGAAAACAUCUUUAAGGAUAUAGAGGUGGUAGUUCUGGCUUUGGUAGACGAACUAAAGUUCCAAGCUUCGGAAAGGGAAAUUAUCAUGGGCUUAGUGGAGGAAAUUUUGGACAAACUAAUACUCAAGGUGGAAACAAUAAUGGCACCAACAGUUAUGGUCGAGGAAGUGGUUCCAAUAUGGGAACAAAUACACAAAACAACCAGCUGGGAUGUAUUGUGACUUUUGUAAAAUGAAAGGACACACAAGAGAAAUUUGUAACAAAUUGCAGACCUGUGAUCACUGUCAUAAAAUUGGUCACACUGCAGAUGCCUGUUUUCAGCUUAUUGGCUAAUCCAUCUGAUUGGAAAGGGAAGAAGAAGUCUAACUUGACAGUUGGAGAUUCAUCUGCUGGACUCAGUCAAGAACAAAAAAUCCGGGUGAUGCAGUGGCUAAAUAACUGCAAUUUGGGAAACAUAAGUACUAACUUGGCAGC
Molecule: messenger RNA, 1464 nt
Organism: Capsicum annuum
Lineage: Eukaryota; Viridiplantae; Streptophyta; Magnoliopsida; Solanales; Solanaceae
Exons: 1
Coding region: 251-1006 (251 amino acids)
Source: RefSeq, a predicted model, not a curated record